CUAUGAUAUUUCCACCAUUCCGUUUAAAAGCCAGAAGAUUUGACAGCAAUAAGGCUUUCAACACCGGAAUUUACACUGUUUUUCAGUUGAUUGACUUCCAGGACAAGGUCUCAUCGGCACCCGCCCAAAUACCAUGGCACUGCGUGCGCCCUUUGCCACCGGAACCUCCCCUUCCAAUGAGACUUUCUGAUUGUGUCUACCAACUCUCCUAUUAAAAAAAAAAAGCCGUGGGUUGCAUGCAGCUAUUCUGUUGUAUUCUGUUCUCACUCUGCCUCCCCUCUCUCACUCGCACUCUUGCUGGAGGCACAUCAAUGCCAUUCUGCUGAGAAGAAAAAUCCCACAACUACCUUAAGGGGUUAAGACAAUAUGCGCCACUCUCGCCUUUUAUAGCGAUCACUAUUUAAAUCUGGCAAGAGCCCGGCACCAGUCUUUGCAAGAAUGGAGUCGGUAAAACAAAGGAUUUUGACCCCAGGAAAAGAGGGGCUAAAGAAUUUUGCUGGAAAAUCCCUCGGCCAGAUCUACAGGGUGCUCGAGAAAAAGCAAGACGCCGGGGAGACCAUCGAGCUGACGGAGGAUGGGAAACCCUUGGAGGUGCCUGAGAAAAAGGCGCCACUGUGCGACUGCACGUGCUUCGGCCUGCCACGUCGCUACAUCAUCGCCAUCAUGAGCGGCCUAGGCUUCUGCAUCUCGUUCGGCAUUCGCUGCAACCUGGGCGUGGCCAUCGUGGAUAUGGUCAACAACAGUACCAUCCACCGCGGGGGCAAGGUCAUCAAGGAGAAAGCCAAAUUCAACUGGGACCCAGAAACCGUGGGGAUGAUCCACGGUUCCUUCUUUUGGGGCUACAUCAUCACCCAGAUUCCGGGCGGCUACAUCGCGUCUCGACUGGCAGCCAACAGGGUUUUUGGAGCUGCCAUACUUCUUACCUCUACCCUGAAUAUGCUAAUCCCAUCAGCAGCCAGAGUGCAUUAUGGGUGUGUCAUCUUUGUUAGGAUAUUGCAGGGACUUGUUGAGGGUGUCACCUACCCAGCCUGUCAUGGGAUAUGGAGCAAAUGGGCCCCUCCCCUAGAGAGGAGUAGAUUGGCAACCACCUCCUUUUGUGGUUCCUAUGCUGGAGCUGUGAUUGCAAUGCCUUUAGCUGGCAUUCUUGUACAGUAUACUGGCUGGUCUUCAGUAUUCUAUGUCUAUGGAAGCUUUGGGAUGAUCUGGUACAUGUUUUGGCUUUUGGUGUCUUAUGAGAGUCCUGCAAAGCAUCCUACUAUUACAGAUGAAGAACGUAGGUACAUAGAAGAAAGCAUUGGAGAGAGUGCAAAUCUUUUAGGUGCAAUGGAAAAAUUCAAGACUCCAUGGAGGAAAUUUUUUACAUCUAUGCCAGUCUAUGCAAUAAUUGUCGCAAACUUCUGCAGAAGCUGGACUUUUUAUUUAUUGCUUAUUAGUCAGCCAGCAUAUUUUGAGGAAGUCUUUGGAUUUGAAAUCAGCAAGGUUGGCAUGCUGUCUGCGGUGCCACACUUAGUGAUGACAAUUAUUGUGCCUAUUGGAGGGCAGAUUGCAGACUUUCUAAGAAGCAAGCAAAUUCUUUCAACUACUACAGUAAGAAAGAUCAUGAAUUGUGGUGGUUUUGGCAUGGAAGCAACACUGCUUCUGGUUGUCGGCUAUUCUCACACUAGAGGGGUAGCUAUCUCAUUCUUGGUACUUGCCGUGGGAUUCAGCGGAUUUGCUAUAUCUGGUUUCAAUGUUAACCACCUGGAUAUUGCUCCAAGAUAUGCCAGUAUCUUAAUGGGCAUUUCGAAUGGUGUUGGCACAUUGUCAGGAAUGGUGUGCCCUAUCAUUGUUGGUGCAAUGACAAAGAAUAAGUCGCGUGAGGAGUGGCAGUAUGUCUUCCUGAUCGCUGCCCUCGUCCAUUAUGGCGGAGUUAUAUUUUAUGCAAUAUUUGCCUCAGGAGAGAAGCAACCCUGGGCAGACCCUGAGGAAACAAGUGAAGAAAAAUGUGGAUUCAUCCAUGAAGAUGAACUUGAUGAAGAAACAGGAGACAUUACUCAAAAUUAUAUAAAUUACGGUACCACCAAGUCGUAUGGUGCCACCACACAGGCCAAUGGAGGUUGGCCCAAUGGCUGGGAAAAGAAAGAGGAAUUUGUACAAGAAGAAGGACAAGACUCAUACACCUAUAGCAACCGAGAUGAUUACUCAUAACAAAGCUAAUUGCUGGAUUUAUUUUUAGUGUUUGUGAUUAACUUAAUUGUGAUUGCACAAAAAUUUUAAAAAUAUGUGGUGUAAACAUGUAAACAUAUCAACCAGGCAAGUCUUGCUGUAAAAAUGAAAUCAAAACAAACUCAUGAAGUUACCAUCAAGUGCAAUCUGUAGAAGUUGUGAAAUUCUAUCAUUUCCAUUCAGGUCAUCUAUUCUUGCGUUUGCGAUUUAAAGGUUGACUGAUCAAAAACUGUAGAAGCAAGUAGUUACUCAUUGGAUUCAUAUGAGCUAAAAGUCAUCACCAUUUAAUAAAGCACAACUAAAACAGUUGGCACAUUGCAUCCUACAAAGGUUAGGAAGCCAAAGCUACUUGAUCAUGUAAAAUGCACUUAUAUAUUUGUUACACUGUAUUGCAAGAUCUCAUGCAGAAGUCCUGUUUUGACAAAAAUGUAAUAUUGUCAUGUUGCCUGCAUCAGAUAAUGGCAACGUUUAUUGAGUGUAAAUCAUGAAGUUGGGAUAUCUCAAUUCGAGAAGAAUAUUGUGGGCUAGCAACUAGCAAGGCAUACUAAAUAAUUAUUGUUAUUACAUAAUGUGGAAUAUUUUGUUGGUUAUCCAAAGGAAUGUGUUGCAAUGUUUUAUAUGAAAUGUUUGGGCACAAACAUAUAUCUGUGAAAGAGAACUUGUCAAGUGUGGGGUAUGCUUCAUGUUCUUCCAUUCAUUUACCUAACAGUAUAAAACACUUCACAUUUUAAUAAAUUUGACUUUUCAUGUAGCAUAUCACAUAACUUUUUUGCAAAAAAAUAUUAAAAAAGACUUCAAUGUAUUUUUAUUACAACUUUGUACAGGUUGUAACUUGGCAUUAGAAAAAAAAGAUGCACACACCAUAAAGAAUCUAAUAAGAAAUUUGCUAUGGAAAUAGAACCCUGAAAAUGCAAUAUUAACAACAAAAGGAAUAGAAAAUGGUUUAGAUAUUCUUCUUCCUUAAUAAUUAAAUACUAUAUAAAACUUGUGCCACAGAGGUAUAUAUAAU
This is a messenger RNA of Pteronotus mesoamericanus, 3214 nucleotides long. It is a transcript of the gene SLC17A6, whose product is annotated as solute carrier family 17 member 6. Gene Ontology annotation, biological process: monoatomic anion transport; neurotransmitter loading into synaptic vesicle; synaptic transmission, glutamatergic. The record is from RefSeq and is a predicted model, not a curated record. NCBI's taxonomy places the organism in Eukaryota, Metazoa, Chordata, Mammalia, Chiroptera, Mormoopidae. Bases 439 to 2187 code for a protein of 582 amino acids. Gene Ontology annotation, cellular component: excitatory synapse; synaptic vesicle membrane. The transcript has 12 exons. Gene Ontology annotation, molecular function: L-glutamate transmembrane transporter activity; neurotransmitter transmembrane transporter activity.